Molecule: messenger RNA, 1665 nt
Organism: Aspergillus bombycis
Lineage: Eukaryota; Fungi; Ascomycota; Eurotiomycetes; Eurotiales; Aspergillaceae
Product: putative POT peptide transporter
Exons: 14
Coding region: 1-1665 (554 amino acids)
Biological process (GO): transmembrane transport; oligopeptide transport
Cellular component (GO): fungal-type vacuole; plasma membrane
Molecular function (GO): tripeptide transmembrane transporter activity; dipeptide transmembrane transporter activity
Source: RefSeq, a predicted model, not a curated record
AUGGAGUCCAAGUCCUGGAAAAGCGUGUCAAAAGAGAGCCAAGCCUCGUCAGGGCGAACGCUCUUAGGUGAAGAUCCCACGCCAGAGACGUGGGUAGAGCCAGUGGUGGAGCGCUCAGAUCUGCGAGUCGUCCGCGAUGACAUCUCUAUGGAUAUAUUUCUAGUGGCCGUUGCAGAGCUGGCCGAGAGAUUUACCUAUCGCUCGGUAUCAGCACCAAUACAGAAUUAUAUUCAGAAUCCCCGGGAUGAUGCAUCGCACCCGGGAGCACUGGGAAUGGGUCAAACAAUAGCGACCAGCAUCAACUAUAUUUUUGUUACGUGGUGCUACCUAUCUCCGGUUCUCAUGGGUAUCAUCGCAGACAGCUUUCUGGGUCGGUUCAAAACCAUCAUCUUGGGAACUGGACUAUCAGCAUGCGGAGUAUUGAUUUUAUUUGCCACAUCCCUCCCAGUGAGUCUGGAGAACGGAGCUGGUCUCCCCGGGCUUGUGGCCGCGUUGAUCUUGAUCGGGCUGGGAACCGGUGCUAUCAAGAGCAAUGUCGGACCACUGAUUGCAGAGCAGUAUCAGUCUCUCGGGCCGCGAGUGAAGACCUUGCCAGACGGUGAACAGGUUCUGGUAGAUCCAAACGUCACUAUCCAGGCGAUAUAUGCUCGAUAUUACUGGAUAAUCAACUUAGGCGCACUGUCGGUUAUACCCGUCUCCUGGCUAGAGCUGGAAGUGGGUUUCUGGGCUGCCUUUAUGCUACCGUUAUGCUUUUGGGCUUUGGCAAUGAUAGCGCUGCUGGCUGGCCGCACGCGCUAUGUUAUGCGACCUCCGAAUGGAUCAGCUAUCACCAAGGCAAUGCGAAUACUAUGGAUUGGCAUCAGAAGCGGGGGCAAUCUUGAGGCAGCCAGGCCUGCAUCACUGGCAAAAACUGGUGCCCCCGUGCCAUGGGAUGAUACGUUCGUGGACGAACUUAAAUGUGCCCUGGUGGCAUGUCGGGUAUUUUUGGUCUUCCCGUUAUACUGGAUUUGUAGCGGCCAGGCAAGUUCAAAUCUUGUCAGUCAAGGUGCCUCGAUGAACACUCAUGGUAUACCGAAUGAUAUGAUGGGAUGUAUUAACCCAAUCACUGUCCUGAUUGCAGUACCGUUGUUUGAACGCUUUGUUUAUCCGACGUUGCAUCGCUUCCAUAUCAAGUUCAAACCGAUUAGCCGGAUUGCAACAGGCCUUCUCUUGUCUUCCUGUGCAAUGGCAUUAGCGGCCGGCCUUCAGCAACUGAUCUACGAGACCACCCCAUGUCAAAGAAACCCAGCAGCCGAUAGUUGCGAAGGAGUCUCUCCGAUUCGAAAGAUCAGCAUACUUUUACAAAUACCCGUUUACUGUCUGAUGGGUCUAGCCGAGCUGUUCGCAAUGCUAUCCGGGAUGGAGUACGCCUACACCAAAGCGCCACAGUCCAUGCGUAGCAUCAUCAUGUCCCUUUUUCUCCUCGCUGGCGCUUUUGGUUCUUCCAUUGGUGUUUCUCUUUCGCCGACAUCUGUGGACCCGAAGGUCCUGAUAGAAUAUAUAUCGCUCAGUGCCACUAUGCUGGUGGCGGCUAUCAUAUUCUUUUUGUGUUUCCGAAAAUAUAACAGGAUGGAGGAGAGUAUGAACAAACUAGUCAAUGGAGAUCGCCCGAGGAGGGAGUCAUGA